This is a messenger RNA of Plasmopara halstedii, 504 nucleotides long. RefSeq names its product Zinc finger, CCHC-type. The record is from RefSeq and is a predicted model, not a curated record. The transcript has a single exon. NCBI's taxonomy places the organism in Eukaryota, Oomycota, Peronosporomycetes, Peronosporales, Peronosporaceae. The coding region runs from base 1 to 504 and encodes 167 amino acids. Gene Ontology annotation, molecular function: zinc ion binding; nucleic acid binding.
AUGGAAGAAGGAGAAGAUGUGCUGGAGUACAUCAUCAAGAUCAAGACGCGGGCGAGGCAGCUCGACGCAGUUGACGCUCUGGCCAGUGAGGACGACCUGGUCAUUGUCCUUAUUGCCAGUCUCAGCGAGUCGUAUGCGUUUCUUUUCAGGGCAUUGGAGUCAAGAGCCGACUCGUUGUGGUGGAAGCUCGUGACGUUUCGGCUGCUACACGAAGACUUAAAGCGCAAAGAGCAAGGUGGCAGAUUCGAUGGAGCCGUGCACAACCAAGGUCAAGCGUUCGUAUCGACGAAAAAUAGACGGCACAAGGGACGACAAGUACCAGUGAAGGGUAACAGCACCUGUAACUACUGCGGUGAACAUGGGCAUUGGAUUGCCAAGUGCCCAACUCGGACUCGCGAGAAUGCCGAGCGACAACGACCGCAGCGCGCAAACGUUGCACAGAAUGAUGACGAUUCUGACGAUUAUCUUUUCUCGGUUGGCGUCAUCACGGUUACGGCCAAGUGA